AUGCCUGAAGCAGAAGACGUCCUAUCAGGCAUGACACUCGCCACUAAAAUGUUAUUCUUAACGGCUUAUACAAACCUAGGGCCUAGUGUCUACGCAACGACCGCCGAAGAGCUCCACUUCGUCGACUAUCUGAUCCUACAAAAGCUACAAGAUCCGGAUUUCUUGACCGGUUUUAAAUUUUGUGUUAAAAGGGGAAACCCUUGGUGCCCCUGGGUGGAGAAUCCUUAUUGUUUCCCCAAGAAGCCCGAAGAAGAUGUGGUAAUGACUGAUGCGCCUAAGUGUAAGACCCCUGUGAAGGUAUAUUUUGACGGUGUGCCCCAGAAGCAGGUACCACCGCCGCAACAAGCUCCAGUGCAGAAAGACCCAUCGCAAGAAGCUGUAGAGCAGCAUCAAAAACAAACGGGGAAUCAAAGCAAUGGGCAGCAAAACAAUCAAGUCUCGGAGCAGCAAAAGACCUCAGAACACGUAAAAUACGCGCAGCAGGCACUGAGUAUGGCCAACAGAAUGCCGCCAAGUGAAGAGCGGCAAUGGAUGAUGAAUAUAGCCACCUACAUCCUUAACGAAGGACAGAACGACAAGAAAAAGGAGCCAGAAAUCACUUAUGUGCCUCCAUAUUUGACUUCCAUCGAUAGUGACGGUAAACCCAAAUUUGAGAGGCUGCUGACCCCCGAGGAGACACGCAACGCAAAAGGCAUGACGGCAGACCAAGCUAUAAUCCACCGAAUCAAGGAGGUAGCUGGUCUGGUGGUCCGCUGCCGCCUCCGGGUGGGCAUGGGCAUUGGCAGCCUAAUGGGCCCAAUCAAGGGUACCAUAAUGGCCCCCACAAUGGGCAAGGGAACGGUCGUGGCGGGCGUCGUGGUGGUCGUGGCGGCGGGAGAGGAGGCCACAGUAUAA
Molecule: messenger RNA, 894 nt
Organism: Bacidia gigantensis
Lineage: Eukaryota; Fungi; Ascomycota; Lecanoromycetes; Lecanorales; Ramalinaceae
Exons: 2
Coding region: 1-894 (297 amino acids)
Source: RefSeq, a predicted model, not a curated record